Messenger RNA from Camponotus floridanus (Florida carpenter ant), 840 nucleotides. RefSeq lists its product as uncharacterized. The record is from RefSeq and is a predicted model, not a curated record. The transcript is spliced from 4 exons. The coding region runs from base 170 to 661 and encodes 163 amino acids. NCBI's taxonomy places the organism in Eukaryota, Metazoa, Arthropoda, Insecta, Hymenoptera, Formicidae.
UUUGACGAGUUCUUUCUGGUUAAGUGUAAUGAGUUUCGACAUUUGAUGGACAUUUAGAGAUUGUCGCUUGUUACAAAGACACAAGAGAGUGAAACAAGAGAGAAAAAAAUUAAUAUAUUCUAUCUUUGCUUGGGGAGGUCCCUUCAUUUUUACUAUCAUUUGUAUUAUCAUGGAUUUCGUACCCAACGUGCCGGAAAACUUAAUCCGACCGGAAAUAUGUGUCAAUGAUUCUUGGUUUGAUGAGAAUACGGGGUUUCAAUUGUAUUUUUAUGGGCCGCGUAGUAUCUGUAUUAUUAGUAGCAUUUGCUUAACUAUUUACACAGCAUUGAAAAUUAUGCGUUAUGAAAAGGACACAACCCGUCAUCUGAGAGAUUCAGAAAGCAGAUUUUAUAAUGACAACAAGCGAUGGUUCAGUCUGUAUCUAAGACUGUUUAUCAUGCUGUUCAUCAUAAUAGCCAUAAAUUGGAUUAUAACAUCAGUGUACGAAUUUUGGCUGUCUGAUUAUAUUACAAUGUUGUACGUUCUUCGUAGUAUUAUUGUAUUGAACACCAUGGAAGUUAUCGGUACGUUCAUCAUAUUCGUGUGUAAAAAGACAAUCAUACGAUUGCUAUUAAAGCGUUUCUGUCAGAAUUGCAAGUUUUUUUCCAAAACUUCGACAUAAACCGGUUACAAAUUUGAAUAACUGUACCAUGUCAAGAACAAUUUUUUAAUGGAGAAACAUUAAUUAUGGGAAAGCAAACCGUCAAACAAAAAGUUUGUCCGAUGAGAAUGUAUAAUCUUAUAUAUAUUUAUCCUUGUUGAAAUUAGGAUCUAAUUUGAUAUAUGGUAUGAUGCAUAAGU